CGAAGGCUGGACUCGUAAGCUCAGUGUAGUACAUCAUAUUCACUAAUUGCACCAUCUGUGGAGUGUUGUUUUGCUUGUUUUACAAACCCUUCAAUCGCUGCACUAUUUAGCAGACGAGCGCGUGCGGAAAGCAGUUAGCUUACUUUCACUCAAGCUGCUUCACAAACUAGUUUAUAACUUUGAAAAAUUAACUUCAAAGAGACACGGCGGAGGACACGGACACUUUUCUGAGUGUUGUUUCGACUUUCGGACGUACCUCUCGGUUAUCACUUCAUUUCAGUUUUAAUUUGUCUCUUUUUCUGCAUCCAGAGGGGGAGGAAAAGGAGGUGGACCCACGCUCAGCCGCCGGUCUCGUGGCUUCUUUGUAUACAGCAGCAGCUGUGUGUAAAUGCAUGGGCACACAGCGUCUACCGUUCCUUCAGGGACAGUUUAGUCGGCUCGGUCCGUCCUUCUUUUGGGCUUCUUCAGAAAUGAAACGGCUGAACCAAGUGUAGAAGAGGAAUAUCUAAACUUUAACUGAACCCUUUUUUUUAAAAUCCCAGUGUUUCAUUUAGCCCAACAGAGCUUGGGUCAGUUUCACCGCCUCUCUUUUCUCCAUCUCUUUCUCUGUGUGCGCUUGGAUUGUAAACGGCAGAAACAAAUUGGUCUCCGUACAGAGCAGGCUACAGCUCCGCGGCUCCCUGUCUCAUUCACCAUGGAUGUAAGGUUUUAUCCUUCUGCUGGGGGGAAUUCUAUCCCAGGAGACCCACCAAACCUGGAUUUUUCCCACUGUUUGGGUUACUACAACUUCAACAAGUUCCAGAAUAACAACUACAUGAACAUGACCGAGGCCAACGGUGCUCUGCUCGCUGCUGGUGAUACUUUUCAUACGCCCAGCUUGGGAGACGAGGAGUUUGAGAUCCCCCCAAUUACACCUCCACCUGAGACAGAGUCUGGUCUGGGUCUAUCGGAAGUGGACUCACCUUUCCCAGCAAUGCCAGAGCCCCCAGCUCCACACAGGGGUCCCUUAAUCCCUCAGUUCCCCCCUCAGAGCCUGGAUCUGCCCUCUAUUACCAUCUCACGCAACAUGAUGGACCAGGAAGGGUUGUCUGUCAACAACGGCCAACCUGUGAAUGUUGGACCAGGCCAUCUUCGCCAGUACCCCCCAAACCCCGCCAUGGUGAUGAAGUCCAUCAUCAGCAUGAACAGCCCCAAUGGGAUGAUAUCAAGGAACCAGCUGACCACCAUUAACCAAUCCCAACUCAACACACAGCUGAGUCUAAACAUGGCAGGACCCAACAUCACCCAUACUUCCCCAUCACCGCCUGCGAGCAAGUCCGCCACCCCAUCUCCCUCCAGCUCCAUCAAUGAGGAUGAUCAGGACGAUGGCAACAGGGUCAUUGGAGAGAAGCGACCAGCCCCUGUUGACCCUGCAAAGAAGCCCAAGACCCCUAAAAAGAAGAAGAAGAAGGAUCCCAAUGAGCCUCAGAAGCCGGUCUCCGCAUAUGCCCUGUUCUUCAGAGACACCCAGGCAGCUAUUAAGGGGCAGAAUCCCAAUGCCACCUUUGGAGAGGUGUCCAAGAUUGUGGCCUCUAUGUGGGAUGGUCUGGGAGAGGAGCAGAAGCAGGUUUACAAAAGUAAAACGGAAGCAGCUAAGAAAGAAUAUUUGAAAGCCCUUGCUGCAUACCGUGCAAGCCUGGUUUCCAAGGCUGCAGCAGAAUCAGCUGAGGCCCAGACUAUCCGCUCAGUACAGCAGACUCUGGCAUCCACCAGCCUGUCCCCUGGUCUGGUGCUGCCUUCCCCCCUCAACCAGCACCCCUCUAUGUCAUCAGCCUCCCAGGCCCUCCAACAAGCCCUACCACGGGCCAUCGCCCCCAAACCUCUGCAGAUGAGACUAGGAGGCAGCCAGAUCGUGACCUCAGUUACGGUGUCCCACCAGAACAUGUCCCCUGGGAUGCCCCCGCAGCUGCUGGGCCAGAUGGGUUCUGGAGGGGCCAUGGUGGCGGGUGCCCAGUCCACAGCCGUGUCUCAGAUGAGCCCACCCAUGCAACCGGUGCAGCAGCAUGCCAUGCAGCAGCUCCAGCAGCAGCAGCAGAUGCAGCAGCACCUCCAGCACCAUCAGAUGCAGCAGCAGCAAAUGCAUCACCAGCAGAUCCAGCAGCAGAUGCAGCAUCAGCAUUUCCAACACCACCUCCAGCAACAGCUGCAGCAGCACCACAUGCAGCAGCAGCAACAACAACAACAACAACAACAACAGCAGCAGCAGCAGCAGAUGCAAUUGCAACACAUGCAGAUGCAGCAUCAAAUGCAUCAGCAGCAGAUUCAACAUCUCCAGCAACAGCAGCACCAGUCCCAGUGUUCCCCACCGCAGCACUCUCCUGGUACUCCACAUUCAGGGGGGGGCUCUGCAUCACUCGGCAGUCCCCAGCCAACUCCACAGCAGCCACACCCCUCUCAAAUCCAGGCCCACGCCCAGGUCCUGUCCCAGGUCAGCAUUUACUGAGCCAAAUGGAAAUCCUAUCUCAAAGAACAGGAAUAGAAUAAAAGCAUCAUUCCACGUUGCUUUUCUAAGUUGCACUUAAGAAGUGUGUCAGAUUUAGAAUGUUAUACAAAGAACUUGUCCAUUGUUAUAGACGGAUAUGCACAUGUGUGUACAGGGGAGAAACAUGUAAACUGGGUGUUUUUCUGUCAUGGGAUUAGCUAUGACAGUUGCCUGUUAGGAUGACUGCCCAGUAGUUGUUUAUUUGUUUGUUUGUGAGGUCUUUCAGUUGUCAAUUUAAACUGACUGGGCACACAAUAUGUUGAAAGACAAGUGUCUUUCACUGUUUUAUUUAACAAUAAAGCUUUAUUUAUGAGGCCUGAGUUGUCAGUUCAGCAGACGGACAUAUUGAAAACGUUUCAACAAAAGGAUUUCUAUCCACUCUCUCCUGGACUAAAUGACUCACAGGAUUUUUUUUUUGCUGGAAACCAGUAACCCACACAUCCGUCUUUGUUCCCACACUGGCCAGUAUAUAGUGAGACUUCCUCUUUCUCCAGCCUUUCUCCUUCACUCGUCAUUUUCGCAGAUGGAACUGUUCAACAAUGGCGUGAAAGGAGAUGGUUGAUCAAAUCAUCACAUGACAGAGGAUCAGUGAAAUUUGAACACAUUUAAACCACGUCACAACUGUCUAUAACAGUAAAGGGAGCAGAAAAUAGAUCUGUGGAUGAAUGACUGAAUAGUCUGAGACAGACCUGCCAUAAAUCAUGUAUGUCAUCACAUUUCAUCAUCAAACUGUAGCUGUAAUCUGCUGUACAUGUUUUGUAGGGGGGUGGGGGUGGGGGAAACCUCCUUUAUCCAGUAAUCAGCCCUCCAAAUGAUUUGUCCAAAUGCGUGUAAUUCCUCCCCCAAAAUUGCUUCUUUAAUCUAUUUGUUUCUACUCCAGAUGUUUAACAAUUAAAUUAUGUUUUUAUUUUGUGUAACAAAGGGGAUAUUUUAUGGUAAAUACAAAUAUCCAGAUCAAGGCAGAUGAUUUGGGGAUUGCUGUAUUUUUACUCUGCUCCUUGAUACUGUCAUUGUUUUAAAAACAGAAAACUAGCAGAGCCAGUUUGUUGCACUGCCAAAGCCAACUAAAAGGCAUCGGAGGUAUUUUUGCCAGCUGUAUAGAAGUCCCUGAGAAAAAAAUGAUGUACAUUUUUCAUAUCACCUGUUGUAAAGUUUUAAUAUGUGAGGCUUUAAUUAAAACAUUGUUAAACGACCUGUGGAUUGCUAUAUCACAUAGUGCAUUUCUGCUCUUUUAUACUUUUUUAUGAUUUACAAUAGCAGCAAUUAAUUUUGUUUGUAUAUUUGCUUACAAACCAACUGCUUUAAACAUCUGUCCAUAGAAUAAAUGCAUAUCCGUAUGGAGAAGUUGUUUUCAGCUCACGAUAGGAAAAGUAAUUUAAUGUUUGAGUUUUUCUGCCUGGCCAUGAAGAAGAAUCCAGAGACAUUCCAUCACUAAUAUGAUAGUAGCCAUAAUUUUGUAUGAAGUAUUAUAUAUUUCUUUGUGUCUCUGUUCAAAA
This is a messenger RNA of Cheilinus undulatus (humphead wrasse), 4017 nucleotides long. RefSeq names its product TOX high mobility group box family member 3 (gene tox3). The record is from RefSeq and is a predicted model, not a curated record. Lineage: Eukaryota; Metazoa; Chordata; Actinopteri; Labriformes; Labridae. Gene Ontology annotation, biological process: regulation of transcription by RNA polymerase II. Gene Ontology annotation, cellular component: nucleus. Bases 695 to 2482 code for a protein of 595 amino acids. Gene Ontology annotation, molecular function: chromatin DNA binding. The transcript has 7 exons.